This is a messenger RNA of Pseudomyrmex gracilis, 1558 nucleotides long. It is a transcript of the gene Nle, whose product is annotated as notchless protein homolog 1. The record is from RefSeq and is a predicted model, not a curated record. The transcript has 6 exons. Bases 85 to 1530 code for a protein of 481 amino acids. Gene Ontology annotation, molecular function: protein binding. NCBI's taxonomy places the organism in Eukaryota, Metazoa, Arthropoda, Insecta, Hymenoptera, Formicidae. Gene Ontology annotation, biological process: ribosomal large subunit assembly; Notch signaling pathway. Gene Ontology annotation, cellular component: nucleolus.
ACAGAGUAAUUGAAUCAUGUGUGUUGUUGUUUAAAUAAAAAAUUCCAGAUAAAAUACAUACUUUCUUAUUAAUUUAUUUAAGAGAUGAAUAAAAAAAGGAAAUUUGACGAAGAGAGUGACGCCGCUCCGGCGGACAUUGAGGUGAAGAGAGUUUUGUCUCGUUUUAAAUCGGAUACUGGCGAAGUUCUACCUGGUGGAUUGUUAGACUUGCCAGUCAAUGUUACCGUGGACAAACUGCAAGCAAUUUGUAAUGCUCUACUGCGACACGAAGAAGUUCUACCUUUAGCAUUCUAUGUGAAUAACGUAGAAGUUACAGAUGUCUUAGAGGAAUGUCUCAGUAAAGACUUUAAUGUUAGUGAAGAUGUUGUCGAAAUUGUGUAUCAACUGCAAGCAGUGUUUAAAGUUAGAGCUGUCACAAGAUGUACUGCAUCUUUAGAAGGACACAAAGAAGCUGUUAUAUCAGUUGCAUUUUCACCUGAUGGUAAACAUUUGGCUAGUGGUUCUGGAGACACAACAGUAAGAUUGUGGGACAUCUAUACACAGACACCACAUUAUGUAUGCAAAGGUCACAGACAUUGGGUCUUGUGUAUCUCAUGGUCACCUUGUGGUACUAAGCUUGCUUCUGCGUGUAAAAAUGGAUCCAUUUAUUUAUGGAAUCCCAAUACUGGUGAACAAAUAGGAAAAGCUUUGACCGGACAUAAAAUGUGGGUGACAUCUCUGUGCUGGGAACCUUAUCACAGAAAUCCAGAAUGCCAAUACUUAGCAAGUUCGUCAAAAGAUUGCGAUAUCCGAAUUUGGGACACAAAGAGGGCACAGACUUGUCGCAUUUUAUCCGGUCAUACGAAAAGUGUGACCUGUGUUAAAUAUGGUGGAAGUGGUCUCAUUUACUCUGCUUCUCAAGACAGAACUAUCAAAGUGUGGAGAGCUGAGGAUGGUGUAUUAUGUAGGACUUUGGAAGGUCAUGCUCAUUGGGUGAACACUUUGGCUUUGAAUGUCGAUUACGUGCUCAGGACCGGUCCUUUUCAAUUAGAAUUAUCUGCAAAUACAACGGAUUCUCCAAUAGAGUGUGCGAGAAAACGAUACGAAGCUAUAGGUGAAGAAAAACUCGUGUCUGGAUCCGAUGAUUUCACGUUGUUCUUGUGGAAACCAGAAAAAGAAAAGAAACCCAUAGCAAGAAUGACCGGUCAUCAGCAACUUAUCAAUGACGUUAAGUUUUCACCUGAUGGUCGUAUAAUCGCAUCCGCAUCUUUCGACAAAUCGAUCAAGUUGUGGUCUAAUACUGGAACUUAUAUUGCCUCUUUGAGAGGUCACGUUCAAGCGGUCUAUUCGGUGGCAUGGAGCGCCGAUUCUCGUCUUUUAGUGAGCGGCAGCGCGGAUUCCACCUUAAAGGUGUGGUGUAUGAAGACCAAAAAAUUAAAUCAAGAUCUACCGGGACACGCAGAUGAAGUUUAUGCUGUCGAUUGGUCACCCGAUGGUCUCCGAGUUGGUUCAGGCGGAAAAGACAAAGUUCUUCGUCUUUGGCAAAAUUGAAUUUUAACACAAAUUAAAGUCAUUAAAA